Messenger RNA from Rotaria socialis, 666 nucleotides. Lineage: Eukaryota; Metazoa; Rotifera; Eurotatoria; Philodinida; Philodinidae. The record is from the annotation of a GenBank genome assembly.
AUGGUUGCCAUCGAACGCGUCGGAUAUGUUUAUCCAUCAGUACAUCUUCAAGAAAUGCUCUCACUUGCACAAAAGCCAACACCAUUGGCAACACCAACGCCAACACAAUAUAACAACGUAGCAUAUAAUGAUUCCGUUGCUCGUGUUAUGAAUGGUAGUUCAACACAAAAAAUUACACCGGAGCAAUUCGGCCUUGCUAACAAUCCAUCAUUACAAUUUUCAACACCCGGCGGUGGCUUUGUUCAAGUAUUUGGUCCAUUGAAAACACCUGGCAACGAUAAAUUCUUUCAUGAUCCCAAUCCAGUUGUCAUUCAAAAACAAUCAAAACCAAUUACAUACGUGCAGAAAAUCAAUUUAGCUUAUUAUAAACCACCUGCACCACCAGCACCAGGUCCAGUUAUUAUUAAAGAAGUACGACCACCACAGGCACCAGUUCCCCCACCACUCUAUGUUCGCAUACAACCACCACCACCACAAGAGCAAGCACCACUAGUCAUUCGUGAAGCUCCACCACCACGUCCUAAACAAAUUCCAACAACGCAUUUAACAAAAAUGUUACCACCAAUUCCUACUCCACCACCAAAUGUUCAAGUACGUAAUGCUCCUAAUCAAGCAACACUUGAACAAACUUUGAAUAACUUGGGUCUGACAUCAAUGUUACAAUAG